AUGAAAAAUUAUCAAAUACUGAACGUGAAAGCGUUUUAUGCCACAGAUACAGCAGGCGAGGAAGAUAAAUUCGAUGCAGACAAAAACAAACUCUUUUAUAGGAUCAGACGAAUUCGCCGUGCACCCAAUUCUUCAGACUCUUGCUUUUUCGACACAAAAAGAGCUGAUUCUGGUCGAAAACAAAGAUGUAAGUAAUACAAAUUUGCUAUUGAAUCCAAACCAAAUGGUUAAGGUGACCAACAAGAUCAACUGGGAAAAUGAGCGAAGAAGAGUCAGCGUCAUUUCAUUGAACGUAAGUUAAUUUGUUUUUGAGCAUGUUAAAAUUUUUUCUAGUUUCGAACAGACGGAAGUCAGAUCGUGGCAAUUCUUGCUGACGGACGGGCUCUUGUUGUCGACGAGGGAGCCGUGAUGGAGCUGGAUGUGGCAGAGAUUUCCGACACGACGGUGACUGCCGCCGAGUGGACUGCAGAUGAGCAGACUCUUGCUCUCGCUGACAAUAAUACUCUUUAUCUGUCCGACCCUUCGUUAGUUCCAUUUGUCGAGAGACCUCUUCACUUUUCGGAAAACGAUAGAAAAUCGGCACCAGUGAAUGUUGGAUGGGGAUCUGAGAGCACACAGUUCAGAGGAUCAGCUGGAAAGUUAAAGGUGGAACAUUUCAGUUUAGAAUAAGUAUAAUUCAAACUGUAUUCAGCCAGGAGAGAGUUCCGAAAAGGAGCGGGAAAUACUUCAACAACAUUCGAAAAGAACGUCUGUUCAUUGGAGAUGGGACGGAGAAAUUGUGGCUGUGUCCUUCUACUCCGAUCAGCAGGACAUCAGAAAUAUGGCGGUAUUUCCUAUUAAAUCAGCCCGGAUUAAUAUUUUCUCCAGAUUUUUGACCGGAACGGAGAGAUUCUAAAUAUGCUGAAUAUUCGAAACAUCUAUCUUUCUCACUGCUUCGCCCACAAACCAAACGCCAACCUUCUAGUGUCUUCCGUUUUGGAAAAAGAUUCCGAUGAUCGUCUGGUGUUCUACGAGCGUAACGGAGAGACCAGGAACAGCUACGUCGUCAAAUAUCCGAGAAACCACAACGGAAGCAAAAGGUGUAUCGAACGAAUCGAGUGGAAUUCGACUGGCCUCAUUCUUGCGAUACAAAUCUCUUCUGGGAUUCGCCAGACAUGUGAGCAUUGCAUUGCAUUUAAAAUUUAAAAACUAAAAUUCUGAAUUUUUCAGUGGAAUUUUGGAAUCUUUCCAAUUACGAAUUCACAAGAAAAUACAAUUGGACACUCGAAGAGAAUGAAGCGAUCACCUGGAAGUGGAGCACUGCGGAAAGCCAGAAUGUGGAAGUUCUGCUCGGUUCUGGCCAAUUCUUCUCCAUCCAUCUCGGUCUGGUCGCCUCAUUUUCCGACACCCUUUCGCAGAAUGUGGUGGUGUCGACGGAUGAGCUGAGAAUGUAUUCGCUGUGCCGACGCGUCGUACCUCCUCCGAUGUCCGAUUAUUCCAUCCAGUGUCCUUCCGAUAUUGUCGCCCAAAACACUUCUGCUCGCCGCGUUCACGUCAUCACGACCAAUCGGCAGAUUCUUUCUUGUUGGUCACUCGGUUCCUGUCUAUAAAUGUCCGGUGUUUCUUCAGACAGUCAAGAUAUUGAUGGAUACAAGUUCGACAGUGACCGUCUUUCCAUUUCUGCCGAUCUUCCAUCUGAUAUUUCGAGUGGUUUGAUCUGUGGAUUCGUAUUUGACGAGCUCACCGAUUCAUACAUCGUCUGGUCCGUCAAUCACGGAAAACACAUUGUCAGCAGAGUGGGCGUCUCCCCGGAAAAGUAACGUUUAGAAUCUCUAGAAUUCAUUUGUACAAAGCUAUCCCAGACUAUUCGAAAGUGACAACAUUGGAUGGAUCGGUGUGAAUCCUUUCACAAAAAAAGUCGAAAUUGCUGUGAACGACGGACAUUUCCUAGUUUUGGACACGAAAGAAAAACUGUUUCGAAUUGAAAAGUUCGAAGCAAUCGAGGUGCAUUUCACUCAAAAUCGCCACGUCAUUCUCGCUGACUCUGUUUUGUACAUCGAUUCUUCUCGAGUUUCCCAAGAAACCGCUUCCAUUCUGACCCGUCAAUCUGACAUUCUGCUCAUCGACUUUGACAACAAACUUCGAUUUGUCGACGUGGAAACUGCAAAGGCACUGGAAGACGUGCGUGACGUGGAAGCCGGAUGCGAACUCGUAGCUUGUGAUCCGAAUUCAGCGAACGUCGUCCUGCAAGCAGCGAGAGGAAACUUGGAAACAAUCCAGCCAAGGAGAUACGUGAUGGCUCAGACGCGCGAACUCCUCGAUCGGAAGGACUAUAUUCCGGCGUUCAAAUGGAUGAAGAAGCACCGAGUGGACAUGUCAUUUGCCAUGACAUACAAAGGCGACGAGUUGGAGAACGACGUGGGAGUGUGGCUCAAAUCGACGAGCGAUUCAGCGCUUCUGGAACAACUGAUAGUCAGUUGCACGGAAGUUUUCAACGAGGAAGGAAGUUCCUUGUGCACGGCCAUUCAUCAGCACAUCCAAAAGUUGGAAGACGUUGAGAAGAAGACAAAACUGUUCCCGCUUCUGCUCACUUCACUUCUCCGCUCAAAGCCUGUCAGAAUCAAUGAUGCUCUUAAAGAGAUUCAAGAACACGUAGAGAAGAUCGGUAGCAGAUGAAUACGUUUGACUUGACUGUAAUUCCAUUGUUUCAGAAACGCGAAAAGAUGUGUUCACCCGCAACAGCCUCCAUCACAUUUCCUUCUUUGUUCCUGCCAAAGAACUCUUCAAUUGUGCCCUCUCCACGUACGAUCUGAAACUAGCCCAACAAGUGGCAGAAGCGUCCAACUACGACCCGAAAGAAUAUCUUCCGGUGCUGAACAAGUUAAACAGAAUCCCAUGUGUUCUGGAGAGACGCUACAGAAUCAAUGUAGUCAGAGGAGCGUGGGUUGAUGCGAUCGCCUCUCUUCUGGUGCUUGAUUCGAGCCAAGAACGAGGUUCAGAGGAAACUUGGUGGAACGACACGAAGGAAAUUAUCGAAAGAGAGAACCUCCAUCAGAAUGCCCUGACUGUAGUCAAACCCGGAGAGAAACGGUACAAAGGCUGUUGUGAAAUGUACGCGAUCGAACUGGAAAAGAAGAUUCACUGGAAAGAAGCGGCGAUGUUCUAUGAGAUUGCCGGAAACUCGGAGAAGACUCUCAAAUGCUGGGAAAUGUCGAGAGAUGUCGAUGGAUUGGUUUCAUCCGCUCGCCGACUUGGAGUCGAUUCGGGCAAGUUGAAGAUCCACGCAAUCAAAAUGAGCGCAGCUCUGAGAGAAGGAAGACAGCCGGAAGCACUGGCCAAGGCCUUGAAAUUGGCAGGAUCCCCGAGCACUCAAGUUGUUCAGGCCUUGUGUGAUGCAUUCGAAUGGACGGCAGCGAGCAGAGAAGUGGAAGUGGGCAAGGAGGAAGGCUUGAGGAAAGCAGCUGCGGGAAGGAACGAGCAGUUGAUAAUGGAUAUAGAGAGAAAGACGAUAGAGUUCGAAAAGUACAGAAAGCGGCUAGUGGUGGUGCGAGAGAAUAAGCUGAAGAGAGUGGAACAGUACGCAGCAGGCGAGGUCGACGACCUGAGAGACGAUGGUUCGGUUAUCUCGAGUAUCAGUUCAAGGUCCGGAUCCUCGAAGGCAUCGAUGGCAUCGACUGUGAGAAGACGAAAACAGAUUGAGAAGAAGAAAGGUUCAUUGAAAGAGGGCGGAGAGUACGAAGACUCGGCUCUGCUUAACACACUCGCAGAGCACUAUCGUUGGUUGGAGCAGGUUGGAAGUGAGUUCUUCAGCACGACUGCAGGGCAAAAUGUGUGAAAUUUAGAAGAGUCAUCACAACUGAUUCCUGUGCUGAUGGCAGUCGGUCAUUUCGGAGAAGCCAUUGCUCUGAGAAAGGCGUACGACGAGCUCGCAUUGAAGUUGCAGAAGAGUAAAGCGGGAAUCUGGCCGGAGAACCUGUCAAUUCAGCAUCUUCCAGGCCCACUUUAUGCACUAGUGAGACGACUCUUUUCUCAUUCGCACUAAAGUCUUUCUAUUUUUCAGUUCGAUCCAAAUCUGCAACCAUCGCUCAUUCCGAUGCCUCCGCUCUUCCGUCUAGAACCGGAGCUCAUUGCGCCGGCAUCUUCAUUCCCUUCCGUAUUCCCGUGA
Caenorhabditis sp. 36 PRJEB53466 is the source of this 4144-nucleotide messenger RNA. The record is from the annotation of a GenBank genome assembly. Lineage: Eukaryota; Metazoa; Nematoda; Chromadorea; Rhabditida; Rhabditidae.